Caenorhabditis auriculariae is the source of this 1303-nucleotide messenger RNA. NCBI's taxonomy places the organism in Eukaryota, Metazoa, Nematoda, Chromadorea, Rhabditida, Rhabditidae. The record is from the annotation of a GenBank genome assembly.
AUGCUCCGCACCAGCAUCUUGCGGGCAAUUCAAGCCGGCAAAUGCGUUAGAAUGGCGUCUUCGGGCGGAAAAGACCUUCCAGCCACGCGGUAUCACGAAGCCAAACGUGUUGAAGUCGAUGAAAUCCUCGAAAAGACGCCAGAAAAAGUAGAAAACGACACGAUGGAGUUUUUUAAAGAAUUCAAAUUGAAAGCUUUCAGACUCCAGUGAAGGUUUCGGCCGACGAAACGAUGGACAUCAGUGGCGUUCCAUUGGAACAUAUUGAAACUCGUACCGCCCGAAUUUUCAAGCCUGCCAAAGAAGCCACGCAAACUCCCUGGGGCAAUACUUUGGUAUAUAGCUCAGAACAGAUGUAAUUGGUUGAUUAUAAUUUUUAAGGCCUGGAGAAUCGAGUUAGACAAUCGCCAACGAUGGGAGAACCCAUUGAUGGGCUGGUCGAGCACGUGAGUUCUCUAGAAUUUUUUUCAGAAGUUAUUCUACCGUGCCUUUUUUUUAAAUUUCUUUCUUGAAGAGUUUUGAGAUGAAACAAGACCAAAAUGUUAAAUUUUAUGCAGAAAAUUGAGUCAAAGGGUAUUUUUUUAAAAAUAAGAUGAUUUUACGAAAUAUUGAUUAAGUCGGUUUAAAAAAAUAUUUUCUCUGAGGUAGACAGCUUGACUUUUGUAUUUUUUUAAAAAAAUUCAAACGGUUUUAUCUUGAUACAAAAAAAAAUUUUCUUGAUGUUUCGGCCUUUUCAAGCUUUCAUACUUAUAUAAAUAGAAAAAAAUUUUUCUUGUAAUGCACGGGCAAAGCUUCAAAAAGAAGAGUCUAGAGCUCCUUUCUAGGUUCCUGAAAAGGCGUCAAAAGUUUCUCGGGAUCUCCGUUUUUGAAACUUUUCCGGUCAUUUUUUUUUCUCCAAGAGAAGAAGGAGCCUUCCAGACAUUUUAAGACCUUCUCUCCAAAGGUUAUUUUUAGGUUCUUUUGAAUUUUGCCCGUGUGUGAGCGUUUGACUUUGACAGAAACGUUUUUUUAUUUAAUUUCCUUCUUAUAUUCAAUGUUUCCAUCUUGAUCAAUUUAAAAAAGAAUUUUAUCCAGAGGCGAUCCGCUCUCCAACAUCUCGAUGAACAUGAAAUUCGCCUCGAAAGAAGACGCCGUCGCUUUUUGCGAGAAAAACCGAUGGGAUUACGAUAUUGAGGUCUUUUUCAUUCGAAAAAAAUAGAUUCCUAAUGAAAUAUUUUUUCAGGAACCUAAUGCGCGACAAAUAAAGCCCAAGAACUACGGACAAAACUAUUCGUGGAACAAACGGUCGCGUAUUGGAACCAAAUAG